AUGACGGGCCCGCCACCCGCAACCCCGGUCCCGCCUCUGCAUACGCCCCUCCCCACCCCUUCCCCGCCCGCUCCAGCUCCCCGCGGACCUGCCGGGCUGGAGCCGGCCGGGAGCUGGGACAGGGGGCGCCCUCCCGGACCCCGGCUCACCCUCUGGGGCGCCGGCAGCCCCGCACGCGCGUCUCCCGCAGCCGGCGCCGCGGCGGUAUUUAUGAGUUUGCAGGCGCCCCGGCCUCCCGCCGCCCACAGCCGUCCCGGCCCCGGAAGAGCAGGCCGCCUCGGGGUGACGGGCUCCCCAGACAGCCAGGGCCCCGCGUCCCACAGGUCUGGCCGGUCCCGGGCGCCUCACGCCCACCCGCCCGCCACCCCCAGGGCGGGGUGCGGGAAGAGGGGACCCGGGAAGGCUUGCUACGCCGCCGCCGCCACCUCCAAGCCGGCCACCAGGUUCAUGUAGCUCCUGAAUUCCAUCCACUAAUCCAGGUUGAAGCCCCGUGGAAUCAAAAUCACAGAGAGUGGCUUUCUGGAUUUACUGACUUCUAGAGCCGUUGGUCCCCAAUAAGGUGGAUGAGGCUCACGGGUCACUCACCAACCCCCCACCCCUGCUCAUGCCCCCACCCUUCCCCUACUCUCAAGACAGCUGUAGCACUAUUUCUAGUUUCCCUUUUUUGGAUACUUUUGUGCUUUGAGAAAUAUACUCCCAUUUCCCUAUUUUUUAGUCUACUCGCUAGAGAAAAUAAUCUUGUGGUGGUGAACAGAGCAUCUACUCUGGAGCCAGAUGGCCUGGGUUUAAAUCUAGCUUGGGCAUUGACUAGCUUAGGCAAGUUAUUUAACCUCAUUGUGCCUCAGUUCCCAGCCCUAAAAUGGGGAUGAUAAUAGCAACUACCUCACAGGGUUGUUGUGAAGAUUAGAUAAGUUUAUAGAAUAAUAAUAAUAAAAAAAAAACACAAAAAUACUUAGAGCAGGGCAAGCACAAAGCAAAUGCCAUACAUAUCACUUUGAAUUAUUCUGAUACCCGAAACAUCUGGUCUACCCUGUUUGCAAGCUGAGACUAUGAUGAUCCUACUUUUCUACAGCUGUUUAAAAUUAUUUAAACCUCUUUUAUUGUGAAUAUGGCAUCCAUACCAAAAAGUCCAUAAACAUACAGCUUAACAAAUUAUGACAGGGUGAACACAUCUUCUGUAACCACCACCCAGGUGAAGAAAUAAAAUACUGCCGGCUUCCCACAAGCCCCUCAGGCCCCCUCCCAGGCACUGCUCUCUCCCUCCCCGAGAAGGUCACCACAAUCCUGAGUUUUACAUGACUUAGGAUUUGCCACCUAAGUAUGCCUCCCUAUGCAUGGUAAUUUCAUUUUGCCUGUUUUUGUGCAUAAUGUAAAUAGAAUUAUACAGCUGUGUCUAGCUUGUUUUGCUCAAUAUUAUGAUUGUGACAUUCAUCCAGGUUGCAUGUAUAAUGAAAUCCAUUCCUACUCAUUGAUGCGUAGUAGUCCAUUGUGUGAAUACACUGCAAUUUAUUUACCAA
Messenger RNA from Choloepus didactylus (southern two-toed sloth), 1517 nucleotides. Its product is annotated as vegetative cell wall protein gp1-like. The record is from RefSeq and is a predicted model, not a curated record. The coding region runs from base 1 to 453 and encodes 150 amino acids. NCBI's taxonomy places the organism in Eukaryota, Metazoa, Chordata, Mammalia, Pilosa, Megalonychidae. The transcript is spliced from 3 exons.